AUGAUGUGGUCGCUGAAGACGCGGACCAACUCUCACUACAAACUCCUCCUCGACCUGUGGCUCGUGCUGAUGGCCUUGANUCGCGUGGCCCGCCAUCGAGGGCCGCCGAACGGUGCCCUCCGACCAGUGCUACAUCCCGUUCCUCGAGUCCAACAUUUGGGUCACGAUAUCGACGGCUCUGAUCGCCUUCUGGCUCCCGGCGUCUCUCAUGUGAUAUGGCGCGAGACGGAACGGCGCUACAAAGACCUCACGGCUCUCGUGAUGGUGUCCCACUCGCUGUCGUCGCGAUCGUCGCACACGUCCACGUCGUCCACGUGUUGGCAGAAGUGUUGUGCGACGAAAGCGACGGCAGUGUCAUCGCAGACGUCGAUCGCGGCGUCCGGCGAGACUCCGCCCACCUCUGAGUCCAUCUACACGAUUGUCAUCCAAUUGGACGUCAAUUGCGAGCACUCGGCGACCGUCACGAUGCUGAACGGCGCGCAGGAGGAGGCGCCGCCCUCGCCGCCGCCCACUCGCAUC
Oppiella nova is the source of this 519-nucleotide messenger RNA. The record is from the annotation of a GenBank genome assembly. Lineage: Eukaryota; Metazoa; Arthropoda; Arachnida; Sarcoptiformes; Oppiidae.